AUGCGGAUGGUCGUGAGUACGGAGCUUGUGCCGGCCAUCUCGGCCUUCAAUGCGGAGGACCCAGCCUCCGCGGUGCGAGCCGGAGAGGCAAAGGAAGCCGUGGAAUCGAUGGACGCAGAGAGCGUCAAGGCCUCGAACGUCCCCGCCCUGGUAGUCCUGGAGUGGAUGUCGAGCGCCAUCACCGAGGCGGAGGAUGCGGCAGCGGCGGCGGCGGCGGCGGAAGCGGCGGCGAUUGCUGCGGCGGAGCAGGCGGCGGCGGAAGCCGUAGAAGCCGCAGAAGCGGCCGCUGCCGCUGCGGAAGAGGAGGGCGAAGAGGAUUGA
Ectocarpus siliculosus is the source of this 321-nucleotide messenger RNA. Lineage: Eukaryota; Phaeophyceae; Ectocarpales; Ectocarpaceae. The record is from the annotation of a GenBank genome assembly.